AUGGCUGCCCGUGCUGCCGCCGCCGCCGCCGCCGCCGCCUGCGACGCCGUGCGCGGGGCUCUCUGCGCCGCCGCGUUGCGGGUGCGGAGCUGCCGCCGUUCCAUCUCCGCCGCCUCCUCUCCCGGGGCGCUCGCGGCCGGCCUCGCCGCGCUCCUGUGCUGCGGCGCCGCGGCGGCGGCGUUCCCGCGCGCGGCGGCCUCGCUCCUGCCGCUGGCGGCGACCACCGCCCUCUGCUGCGCGGCGGCGGGGCUCUUCGCGGCCGAGGAGCAGCGGGGCGCCGUGGAGGCCGUGGUGCUCGUGGGCGGGCGCCGCCAGCGGGGGAAGCCCGAGGCCGGGCUGGUGCAGGUGAUCGGCGAGGCCAACGCGAGCGCGUACGCAGCCAGCGGCGGGGGCGUCCAGGUGGGGUGCUUCCUGCGCAGGUCGGCGUGGCGCGGCGUGGACGAGGACGGCGAGGAGGUCGUCUUCGCCGGCACGCUGGCGCCCUGCCUGGCCGGAGGCGUGCCGCGGCUCGGACACGGCGCGCUGGAGGAGGAGGUCGCGGCGAUGCGGGUGGACCGGCUCGCCGAGGGCGUCUGGAACAGCUACUUCGGCGGGUGGUCCAGGUGGCACGACAUCGACAACGCCGCGGUCUAGGUGCUGCUGCUGGCUGCUGCUGCGGCCUGCGGGUCAAUUCAGUUCAAUCGGGUCCAUGUGGGCCGCGGGAAUUCCUUUGGAUAAACCGAAGCUUUUUCUGUGAAAUUCCUGCGGUUUAGAGUUUGUUGCUGUUGGCUGCUGAAAUUGUUCGACUAAAAUUCGUCCAAAUUUGGCACGAUGGUUGAUGGUUGACGGUUAAGUAGGGUGGUUGGCUUACUAGGUGAAUCAUCACUUAAUUAAUCGGUCGUGCUCUGACGGGCCCCCACCAAUUUAGUUUCCAUCAACCAUGUUUGUUGGCUGGUUCUUGUCA
Molecule: messenger RNA, 943 nt
Organism: Panicum virgatum (switchgrass)
Lineage: Eukaryota; Viridiplantae; Streptophyta; Magnoliopsida; Poales; Poaceae
Exons: 1
Coding region: 1-633 (210 amino acids)
Source: RefSeq, a predicted model, not a curated record